GUCCAAGCUCCUCGUCAAGCUUCACUUUGAGGACCGCUCUUUCGGGGUUCAGACAAAACAGUCAACAACACUAGUCACAAUGAGCUUCUUCAAAAAUCUGUUCAAGGAGGCUGGCGUCAAGGACGUGAUCACCGUCUUCCACAAUCCGAAGCUCCCAGCGUCGACCCGCGUACAUACUCUGCUCAAGCAGCUCAAUGCCACCAGCGUAGCUCAUGCGACCGAGGACCAGGCCAGCGAUCACAGCAAACAAAGCAAAUUGGAGAGGACGGAAUUCGAGCUUGAUGUGCAGGAAGGCGCUCCCACAAGCGACCAGUUGAGCAGCAUCCUGGAGUAUCUGGGUCCUGGGCAGGCUGGCAAUGUGAUCAAGGAUGCUACAGGCACGAGUGACGCAUUGAGGAAAUUCAAGCAGAGCGAGGCAUCUUUCCAGCGUCCAGUGACAGUGGACUGGAAUAAUGGCAGAGCUGUUGUUGGAGAGAACGAGAGCGAGAUUUUGAAGCUCGUGAAAUCGGUGCCAAAGGAGACCGAGAAGGUAUGAGCUGGUUGUGUGUGGAGGAGAAUGAACAUGGCUGUGCAGCUAGAUGAAUCGCUGCGGAAACACAGUCCGUAGCAGGCGCAGAGGUCUUGACAAAAUCCCAGCUCUUUAUGAGUAAAGCCAUCCAGGAAGAAGUCUUCCAUUCUGACGGCGCUUCUUCCAUGGCCCAGAGACAAUGCCUUGUAGAUGCGGAAAUCACUUCGGGAACGCGCAGCUGCUGAUACGGCACCCAUAGCGGGCAUUCAAGCGAAUGCUGUCUCA
Molecule: messenger RNA, 793 nt
Organism: Cercospora beticola
Lineage: Eukaryota; Fungi; Ascomycota; Dothideomycetes; Mycosphaerellales; Mycosphaerellaceae
Product: FMP46 family protein
Cellular component (GO): mitochondrion
Molecular function (GO): oxidoreductase activity
Source: RefSeq, a predicted model, not a curated record